Podarcis raffonei (Aeolian wall lizard) is the source of this 1194-nucleotide messenger RNA. Its product is annotated as phospholipase A2 inhibitor and Ly6/PLAUR domain-containing protein-like. The coding region runs from base 406 to 1053 and encodes 215 amino acids. The transcript has 6 exons. Gene Ontology annotation, molecular function: phospholipase inhibitor activity. Lineage: Eukaryota; Metazoa; Chordata; Lepidosauria; Squamata; Lacertidae. The record is from RefSeq and is a predicted model, not a curated record. Gene Ontology annotation, cellular component: extracellular region.
AUAGCUUGUUUAUCUUAUACGUAAAUCCGGCACUGGUUCCUAGGAUCCUUAGGCCGGGGUGGGUGGGGAGCCAUGACAGUUCCAUAGCGGUUCUGUAGCGCUUUGCAUUUACGGUGGGUCCAAAUACAGAGACGCUUAGCGGCUGGGAGUCUGUUUGGAGAGGUUUGUUACGCAGAGGCCAAAAAGAAGAGGCCCCUUCCCCAAUUUUGUAGGGAGAAGAAGAAGCCGGGGUGGGGAGAGGGCUGGGUGGCGGUGGCAAAGGCUCUUAGCCUGGAUAGGACUAGGCCUCAGCCUGCAUUCCUGCUCUGAUCCGCUUUGAAGGUUUUUAUUUUUAUUUUUUCCCCCAGGUGCAGAUACUUUGAGUCACAACAUUUGCUUCAUUGAAGGAGCUUUUGAACCAUUGCCAUGCAGGCUCUUCUGGGAAUUUUCUUCUUCUCUCUGCUAACUACAGGUGCCUCCUUGGACUGUGUAGUUUGCCGUGGACAAACAUUCUGCACUGGCAAAAAGGAACCUUGCCCUUCUGCUGAUGAUGUGUGUUACAUUACUUUGGCAGAACGCCCAAAAGAUAACACCACAGUUACAAAAGUAGUGAAAGGCUGCCUUUCCCCUGACCUCUGCAAAAUAUGGUUCGAGAUCGAUCUUGGACAGGAUAAACACAUCAGGGAAAGCACUGUCUGCUGCUCAAAGGAGAAUUGUUCGCCAGAUUCCCCUGAAUUGCCAAGAAUGCCCCCCGAUGUCAAUGGAAAGUUUUGCCCAUCCUGCUAUUCUAAAAAUGAUGUAUGCCCUGAGGAAUAUGUCUAUUGUACUGGAGGGAAUGCUUUCUGCAUAGGUUUUAUCACGGUUACAGACACGAACGUCGUAAAUAGCACCAUGAAGGGCUGCAUUUCUGAAUCUGGCUGCCAGACACUACAAUCAAUGAACAGAUCGCUUUCUGCCUUUCCUAAUAUGAGAAAUGUGACCUGUUCCCAGGCCAAGGUCUCUCAAGCCAGCAGGGCUGCUCCCUCGUUAGCAUAUCCCCUCCUGGUUCUCCUGCUGAUGAAACUUCUCUUAUAAUGUCUCUUUUGCAGCAUCUCAGCAAUGAAGAAAUACUCCUCUCUUCCCCCUUUGCCUCUUGUUUUCACUUCGGCCUUUCAAGGGUAUUUGCCUUCUUCUCUGUUGUAUUGAGUGAAAGUUAAUAAAAGUUGAAAAAACUGA